AUGAGUGCAUCUACUGACUCCGUCAUCUCAUUCUACGACAUCAUUCUUGAUCCAGCUGCGUAUCCCGGAUCUCCAAAUCCAUGGAAGACACGAUACGCUCUCAACUUCGCUAAAGUCCCUUAUCGCACGACUUGGGUGCCCCUCAACGCCGUCGCUGAGACACGCAAUUCACUUCAGCUCCCCGCCAACCGCAAGCACAUAGACGGGAGUGACUUCCCCACGCUUCCCAUCAUCCGCGAUCCUCGUGCUCCUGCUGCCGACAAAAAGGAAAUAGUACUCGGCGAUACGUUCGACAUCGCGCUACACGUACAAAAGACCUAUCUUUCUUCUCCGUCGACGUCCUCAUCCCAACAGCUCUUCCCCGCAGAUGGAAGUGGAACGGUAGCACUUCAUCGCGCCUUCAACAAGUUCGCCGAUGAUUUGUUCUCCCAGUAUGGAGCUCCGCUUGCUGGGUGCUACAUGCCUUUCGACCCACGGACCGAAGAAGCCGACAAGAAAGCCAUGAUGGACCGCUUUCCAGGAAAGACGAAGUGGGAAGAAUUUGAAAUUCCCCGAGGAUCGGAUGUGAGGAAGAAGUUUCUUAAAGAUUUCGAGGAAGCACUGGACACAAAACUUGGACCAUGCUUUGCCGCUGCGGCAGAUGAUAGUAAGGGUCCCUUCAUGGACGGCCGGAAGACUCCAAUGUAUGCCGACUUCAUAAUCGGCGGCUGGCUGCAGAUGAUGAGAGGCUGCCUUCCCGAGUGGGAAGAGCUAAGGGAUAAGUGGUCUGGCGCAAAAUGGGGUAGACUGUUUGACGCACUGGAGGAGUGGGCGAGAGUCGAUGGACGAGAUGGCGUGGUUCCGGCACGGCGAUAG
Messenger RNA from Colletotrichum chrysophilum, 855 nucleotides. RefSeq lists its product as uncharacterized. Lineage: Eukaryota; Fungi; Ascomycota; Sordariomycetes; Glomerellales; Glomerellaceae. The coding region runs from base 1 to 855 and encodes 284 amino acids. The record is from RefSeq and is a predicted model, not a curated record. The transcript has a single exon.